Messenger RNA from Talpa occidentalis (Iberian mole), 1837 nucleotides. Its product is annotated as zinc finger protein 43-like. The transcript has 5 exons. Gene Ontology annotation, biological process: regulation of DNA-templated transcription. The coding region runs from base 710 to 1837 and encodes 375 amino acids. NCBI's taxonomy places the organism in Eukaryota, Metazoa, Chordata, Mammalia, Eulipotyphla, Talpidae. The record is from RefSeq and is a predicted model, not a curated record.
UCUGCACCGUUAUCUGCAGGGACUGUACUGCUCUAAUGGCUCAAACUCAUGCUGCAGUGACUGGGAAUAGCCUCCUAGCAUUGUGUCUUAACCCCUUGCGCCACAAGGGAGGCCCGGAUACAUUAUAAAUUUUGGAAUGAACUCCUUGUCAGAUGUGUGACAUGCAAAUAUUUUUUAUAUUCUAUAGGGUGCCUUUCUGUUUCUAUGCUGGUUUCUUUUGAGUUCCAAAAGCUUUUAGGUUUGGUGUUGUCCCACAUGUUGAAUUUUGCUUUUCUUUCCCUUGGUGUUGGGGUUGUGUUCCCUAAUGCAUUUUGUAGCAGCUGUCCUAUAGUGUACCCCUUAUUUGCUUUCAGUACUUCAUGCUUUGGGCUCUUAUGUCCAAACGUUUCAGCCAUUUGGAAUUAGUUUUCUGUAUGGAGUUUUGAAUGGGUCUUGCUUCUUAGUUUUGCAAGUCACUAUACAUGUUUCCUGAAACCAUUUUUUAGGAAGAUAUAUUUAUGCAUGGAAGAACUGGGGUGUAGACCAGAUGUUCCGGGCUUGAGAGGGUCCACCAGAAAGAAAGUAAGGAGCAGAACACAUAGAUCCACUGCAAUGCACUGCUGAGGGAAGCAGUGAGGGAGACAGGAACCCUUGACCUUCAGAGAUGUGGCCGUAGAAUUCUCGCAGGAGGAGCAGGACUACCUGGACCCGGAACAGUGGGAAUUUUACCAUGAUGUUAGAGGCCUACAGGAACCUGGCGUCCUUGGGUCUUGCUAUGUCUAAGCCUGACCUGGUCGUCUUGUUGGAGCAAAAGGUGGAGCCCUGGGAUGUGAAGAGAAGUGCAAAUCCCGUCCUCCUCCCAGCCAUGUCUUCUCAAGACGACCAGGACUGCAUACCACAGUCAGGCACAGAAGAUUUAUUCCUAAAUGUGGGACCGGGAGGAGAUGGAAUCGACACCUUUGAGAAUUUAGAAUUAUUGAAAGAUCAGACAUGUCAAGAGGCAUGUGAAGGGCACAACAGUUGUUGCGAUGAAGAUGGCCGAGCAGCGACAAUUAUCCAUAGUAAAAUUUCUCCUGCAAAAACUGAUCCAGUGUGUAAACCAUGUUGGGUAAAACUCCAUUUUAUGUGUGUUGCAUGUAUAGAUAAAUAUGUUUCUGUUAGCAAAGAUCCAUGUGGCAUUUUUACCAAUACACAUUCUCAGAGAGGAAUAUUGGAACAUAUGGGAAGUCCCCUAGUCCAUAAUGGAAAUGAUUAUUCAAAACAUUGUCACCAUGGGGUAGGUUUAAACUUUGUGUCAAAUCAUUCUCAACAUCAGAGAAUUAGAAAGGAAGAUGAAAAAUCUACACAGGAUCCUAUUGAGGAGUCCUCAAACCUUCUCCAAUAUCAGACAAUUGGUGAGAAACCUUACAAUUGUAAAGAUUAUGGCAAAGAUAACACAUGCUGCUCCAGCCUUAAUGAACAUCAGAGAAAGAAACGGCGUAAAUGUGGAGAGCAUGGUAAAGGCUUUUAUUGGCAAUCACAGUUGACUCGACCUCUAAGAAGUCAUACUAGAGAAAAGCAUUACAUGUGUCCAGACUGUGGUAAAGCCUUUCUAUAUUUGUGUCGCCUUUCCCAACAUCAGAGAGUUCAUAAUGGUGAGAAACUUACAAAUGUGAAGAAUGCUGAUGGCCCUGAAGUGAAGAAGAAUGUUCCCUCACAGGGGAUGGUGUCAUUUGAGGACGUGGCUGUGAACUUCAUCUGGGAGGUGUGGCGGGACCUCAGUGAUGCUCAGAUGACCCUGUACUGGGAUGUGAUGCUGGAGACCUACAGUCCCUGGUGUCACCAGGCAAGGAAACACCUUUGUAAUCCUCAAGUGUAA